Fusarium sp. VM40 is the source of this 942-nucleotide messenger RNA. The record is from the annotation of a GenBank genome assembly. Lineage: Eukaryota; Fungi; Ascomycota; Sordariomycetes; Hypocreales; Nectriaceae.
AUGGAGGACAGGUCUGAGUCGCGAGCUUCCGGAACGACAUUUCACAGCUUUGCCGAUACAGAGCUCUUUGAGCCCGUGUCACCCCCUCGACCUCCUGUUACCCACGACACAACCAGCCUUCAGCACCUCGAGCAUCUUCAACAUGAGCUACAGCGUCAGCAGCGUGAGGCUUCCAGCAAGGACUGGGUGAGGGAGCGUCGACCCGCGGCGGCAAAGAUGCAGCGACAGGACUCAGGCUAUGAGUCUAAUACGCCCCCGCGCCGUACCUCUACCUCGAAUACUUCUCAUGGCGGGUCUACUUUCAGCAACUCUCACCACCUCCUAGUUGGUCGUCGGUCCUCUAAUGGCUCUUCAAAGGACAGCAGUGGAAGCAGCAAUGGAUCGGGUGUUAGGACUCGCUUCCGUGAUCGGCGUCCGUCACUACGUCGAGCAGCAAAGACUCAACCCGUGCAGCCCACGCGCACGAGCAACAACUCCCUCAACCUCGCGCGCACCAACACCGCUACUCAACCCCAGACACAGCCCAAGAAGUCCGCCGCCUUCUUCCACUUCCCAACUCCCGACCCAAUCCACCUCGCCGACAGCGUGCCCGACCGCCGCGUCCAGCCAACGCCCAUCCCGUCUCCGCCGCCGCAGACGACGCACUACUGGACGAGCGACCGCACCCGCCGUCUCGAGUACGCUGCCAUCGACGCUGCCACGCGCGGCGUGAAGGGCUGGGUCCGGAGACAUCUUGUUCCAGACUGCUUUGUCUCGCACGACCACCGUCAUGUCCCCUUUGACGACGACUCUGGGAGUGUACGUCGCUACAGGCUCGAGCUCGAGGAUGACCACCACCCCGAGAAGACAAUGGCGGGCGCGAACAAGUCAGGGCGCCGACGCAAGGGAUGGCGUUUCUGGCGGCGCCAGAAGGCCGAGGCUCAACCCACGGCCUACAUCUAA